Messenger RNA from Megalops cyprinoides (Indo-Pacific tarpon), 4673 nucleotides. RefSeq names its product nischarin (gene nisch). The transcript is spliced from 21 exons. Bases 140 to 4414 code for a protein of 1424 amino acids. Gene Ontology annotation, molecular function: integrin binding; phosphatidylinositol binding; protein kinase binding. The record is from RefSeq and is a predicted model, not a curated record. Gene Ontology annotation, cellular component: cytoplasm. NCBI's taxonomy places the organism in Eukaryota, Metazoa, Chordata, Actinopteri, Elopiformes, Megalopidae.
AGGAAAACAUAUCAAAGAUGGAGUGAGGGGAAAGUAAUUUGUGGCUACGUGACAGAGGAGAUGUCGACCAAGGAACCCGGGGAACCGAAGCAUUUCUGUAACAAUUCAGUUUGACUGUUUUUCAGAAUUGGCAUUGGCAAUGGAUCCUGCAGCUUUCCCCGAGGAGGUCACAGAACAGAAGAAGGUCCGCAUCGUGGGAUCGGAGCUUGUGGACAACUACACAGUUUACAUAAUUGAGGUGACGGUCGGGGAUCAUCAAUGGACGAUAAAACAUCGCUACAGCGAUUUUCAUGAUCUGCAUGAAAAGCUCACUGCAGAAAAGAAAAUUGACAAAAAUCUGCUACCACCCAAAAAGAUGAUCGGCAAAAACUCCAAAAGCUUGGUUGAAAAAAGACAAAAGGAGCUGGAGGUGUACCUUCAGACUCUCCUUGUCAGGUUCCCUUUGGCUGCUCCCAAAGUCUUGUCCUGUUUUCUGCAUUUCCAUUUAUAUGAAAUUAAUGGCAUCACAGCCGCAUUGGCAGAGGAUCUAUUUCACAAAGGGGAACAGCUGCUGGUUGUUGGGGAGGUCUUCCUGUUGAGGCCCCUGCAGCUCUAUGCCAUAACCCAGCAGCUGAAGUUGGCAAAGCCCACCUGCGCCAACGGUGAUGCCAAGGCAGACCUUGGGCACAUACUGGACUUUACCUGUAGACUGAAAUAUCUCAAGAUUCCCGGCGCGAAAGGUGUAGUGGGCACCAGCAACAUUCAGGAGCACCUUCUUCCAUUUGACCUGUCAGUCUUCAAAUCUCUCCUUCAGAUCGAGAUCAGUCACUGUGAUUCAAAACAAAUUGUAGGGCUUCCCUUUUUAAGACUGACCGUGGCUACGAUGAGCAUUCACUACUCUGCAGUGUCAAUGAAGGAUAUCCUGGUUCCAGAAGCUGCCGAGUUUGCCCAAUGGGAGGCAGAGGGCGUGGCCUCUGACUGCCCAGUCACUGCCAUAAUUCCAACCUGGAAGACACUGACCACCCUGGACAUGAGUCAUAAUCAAAUAAGUUGCAUUGAUGAGUCAGUGAAAUUAAUACCAAAAGUCGAAUUCCUGGACCUAAGCUACAAUGAGCUUUCUCUGGUGGAGAACCUGCAGCACUUGUAUAAUCUUAUUCACCUGGACCUGUCCUACAAUAAACUGACAGUAUUGGAGGGUGUUCACACGAAGCUUGGAAACAUCAAGACUCUGAACUUGGCAGGGAAUCAGCUAGAAAGUCUCUCUGGUCUUAAUAAGCUCUACUCCCUCGUCAACUUGGAUUUGAGCAACAACAAAUUAUCACAGUUUGAAGAAAUUAGAAACAUAGGGACUCUGCCAUGUUUGGAGAAGCUCUCCCUCACCAACAACCCUCUGAGCAUCAUCCCAGAUUACAGGACAAAGGUUCUGGCUCAGUUCUGGGACCGAGCUUCAGAGGUGUGCUUGGACGGCACUGCAACAACCGAAAAGGAGCUAGACACGGUUGAGGUUCUGAAAGCCAUUCAGAAAGCCAAAGAAGCUAAAGACAGAAUGGCAAACAGUGAGAAGAAGAUCUGUGAGGACUCCAGGCUUUCAGCUGGCGGAUCCCACUCGCCCUCCUCCUCUCUUGCUGCUCCGCCCUGCUCUUCCCCUCUGUCCCACACAGCCAGCUCCAGCCAAGAAGUAAUAUGUAAAGAAGAAGCCUUAGUUACCAGUAAAGUAUUGACUCCUGUGGAUUCUGCAAUUACCCAGAGAUGCUACAAUGUACAAAACUCUUCUUGUGAAGAAUCAUUACAGAUUAAAACGCAACCAAUUGCUCCCUGUUUGUCACUCCAGUUCACCAGUGACCAGCAGAUGAGCUGCUGCUGCUGCGCAGAGGACAGGGGCGUGCUGACGGACUGCCGCGUCACCCCGGUGCUUCCCUUCUCUCUGGCGUCCUACACCGCCGCCAACCUGGACUUUACCGCGCAGCUGGCGGCGCGCAUCAGCCGGGCGGUGUGGGAGACGGAGAGGAAGCCCCCCCCGCAGAGGGAGGCGCAGUGCGGGGAGCCCAAGGACCGGGGCAGCCAGAGCUCCGGGGACGGCUAUUUCGAGAUGGGCCUCUGCAAGGGCGAGGAAGGCUCGGUCUGCUCCGCGUCCUCGGACGGCCUGGCGGAGUCGUCCGAGGAGGCGGACGUGGAGAUCAUCCGUGUCGUCAAGGUGAUGUGGGCCCACUGCGUGCAGGUGGGAAAGAGCGUGGCGCAGCUGCCUGCUUGCGUGGUGCUGGCAGAAGGCCUGCUGGUGGUCUACCAGGUCCCGAGAGGAGAGCUGCGGAAAACUGUGAAGGACUUAGUGGAGAGCUUAGAGACUGACUUGUUGGUGCCAUACACAGAAGUAGAAGGUGUCCGGUUUGACGUUCCUGAGAUGUGUCUGUCCCUGAAGGUGAAGUCCAGCGAGGCGCGGUUGUACUUCCUCUCAGACUUCCAAAGCUUAAAAGAGAUGCAUUCCUUUUUUUGCACAUUGGUGAAAGGUUCACCGUCCGAGCUGACUGACAGCGCGGGCACGCCACAGCAGCUCAUCCGACAGCUCCUGAACUCCUGGGAGUUCGAUGAGAACGACUGCGUGGUGAAGGGGGCCUUCUCAGCUCAUCUGCUGGACCCCGCGAUGUUGACCUCAUUAAACCAGCAGGACCCAGUUACCCUCCAGAAGCCGACGGGUUCUCCUCUCUCCGACAUCCUGUCUCACGUGAGCCCUGCGGAGGCGGAGAACGACUCGUCCUGCCUGCCCUGUUUCGCGUUCCUCACCCCCCGGCACCUCUGUGUCCUGAAGGUGGACUUCUGCGCCCUGGCCGGAGACCCCCUGGAGGGGCAGAGGCCGCGCUCCUGCAUGAAGCUGACCCGCAUCCCGCUGGCGGCCCUGCUGCUGCGCCCCAGGCAGGGCUGCGCUGGCGGCAGCUCUCUGCCGGGCCACUGGCUCCGGGACGGCCACGUCCUGGAGCUCAUGGCGGGUCACGAGUUUGUCACGGCCGUCUUUCCUCUGCCCCACGACAAGUUCCUCUUCCUGAGGCUCUUCGGCCAGCUUCGCUCCAGCCUGAAGGACAUUAAAACCGUCGCCUUCCUGCAGACGGCUCCCUGCCAUCGGAAGACAAACACGCACCAGACCCCCUCCAAAAUUAUCCAGAGGGAGCCAUUGAGCAGCGUUCCUCAGGGUGUCCAGAGGCCACAUUUAACCCUAUCCCUGCUGUACCCCUCGGAUCCUCUCGUCCAGAAACUGUCUGAUGAGAACCAGUGUCCAUCUCACCUGUCCAUCUCUCCAUCCCUCCACUUCCUCUCUGAGCUGAGGGGGAAGGAGCUGGUGGAGUUCUUCUACAACAACAUUGCCGAGGUGGAGAAUGAAGAGCUGAAACACAUCCUUUGGUCCUCCGUGCUGUUUUAUAAAUCUCCCGACGUGGAGAUGACAGCCUGCAUCAUGCUCUCCACGAAAGCCCUCUACUUCAUCCUGGACGACACCGCAUCCACGCUCAGCGAUCAAGCAAUGCUGUGGAACUGGAGCCCGUUGAAUCAAGAGGAGACGGACUUCAUCAUUUCGUACUGCUUCGCCAUGAAGCUGAACGACCUGCAGAGUGUGAACGUUGGCCUCUUUGAUCAGUACUUCAGAGUGGUCGGACCCUCAGCAGAUCAUAUCAUCUCCUGUCUGACGAGAGACAGUUAUGGCACACACCAUUUCCUGCAGCAGCUGAUGACUGUGCUGUCCUUACUGGAGAAACUGCCCUCCCCAGAGCCCACUGAGCAGGAUUUCUACACCCAGUUUGGCAACAAGAGCACAGGUAAAAUGGAGAACUAUGAGCUGGUGCACUCCAGCAAGGUGAAGUUUGUGUACCCCAGCGAGGAGGAGAUCGGGGACCUCACGUUCAUCGUGGCCGAGAGGAAGGGGGGCCCCAGUCACUCGCUCUCCUUCAACAUCCUGUUCUACGUCCUGGCGUUCCAGGUGCAGAACGGCCAAGGCCCCAGCGCAGAAAGUCAGCAGCUGCUGCAGCCCAAAACCCUCAUUCUCACCAGCUCGGACAUCUUCCUCCUGGAGGAAGACUACAUCAGCUACCCCCUGCCCACCUUCGCCAAAGAGCCGCCCCAGAGGGACAAGUACCGCCUGACGGAUGCACGGAGGAUCCGCGACCUGGACAGGGUGCUGAUGGGAUACCAGACCUACCCGCAGGCCCUCACCCUGGUGUUCGACGACGUCCCCGGGCCGGACCUGCUGUGUCACCUGACCAUGGACCACUUCGCGGAGAGCCAGGGCGGCGCGGACAGAGCGAGGGGUGGUGGCGGGGGUGUGGACGAGAGCGAGGUGCAGUGGUGUGUCUUUGUCCCCGGGGCGGACAGCAGGGAGAGGCUCAUCUCUCUGCUGGCGCGCCAGUGGGAGAUGCUGUGCAGCAGGGAGUUGCCUGUAGAGCUAACAGGCUGAGGGACACAAAGCAAACAUUACAUUAAAAAUAAAGGGACUGAGCCCCACUAUAUAUCAAGACUGUUUUCCAUUUUUUUUAUGUGAUGUUUCUUCACUGUACAUCCUGGGAAUUUUUACAAAGAGUCCACAAGAGUUUGAUAUUUAUUGUUGUCUUUGGCUUCUUGGAUAGCUUGUCUUUUCUUGCUGCUUCAUACCUAUGUCAUGUAUCGCUGCUGUGUACAAUCUGCAAUAUGUAAAUGAUUCAAGAGAGCAUGUUCUG